CUCUGGGUGGUGAAUCACUGUUUAAGCUGCCACCCUGCAGAUAGGGAGGGAUCAGGUGGAGGAAUCAUUUGCCUUCAGAGCAGCCAACAUGCAGCUGAUGCAUCCUGAGUUUGCAGUUGUUUUAGGAAUUGUUUUACUUCAGAUACAGAGUGUAAGGAUUUCCACUCAAGCUUCUGGAUGUUUGGCUUCAGUCGAGACCUGCAUGUCAGAUUUAUGCAGCUGUGAGCGGGCAUAUAUUGCUGGCAACUGUGAGGGUGACAGGUGCCAAAUAAAGGGCUCAGGGGGCUGUAACUUGACCAUCCAGACUGUACUGGACCAAUUUCCAUCACUGCAAGGGUGUGUGUGUACAUGGGAGGUGGAGCUCUGUGACUCCAUACAAGAACUGGCCACACAAUGCCUCCAAAAGCCAGGAAAUCAGCAGAGGAGGAUCCCAGUGAUUGACUGGAAAUCAAGUACUUUAGUGGACAACGCAUAUGAUCGUUCUGGAUCCUGUGUGGACCGAAUUGGUCUUUGUGUGAGUGAGUCUGUCUGCAACAGGCACCUCACACCUGUUCUUCAGGCAUGCAUGACUGAUCGGUGCGACAGUGGAAGAUGUCGGCAGGAAAUUCAGCAGUUCUAUGGAGGCAUGCCCCUACAGUGUGCAGAGAUGCUGGUGAUGUGCGAAUGUGAUGAUUCAGAUCAGAGUUGUCUGCUCAUGAAAACCGGUCUCCAGAGUGGGGCAUGUGGAGCAGAGACAAGAAUCUGCCAAGAAAGGCUCACUCAGUGUGCUCAGGACAGUAAGUGCAGAAACCUCUUAAAAACUCUCCAAGUUAAAUGCUGGAACCACGAUGAAACACUAUGCAAUGAAAGAAAUCUCCAAGAAAAUGAAUGCUUCACUCUAAAGGAUCCAGCUCUUAUCCUCGGUGCAAACUCUGAGUGUAAAAGAGCCUUCUUGGCUACCCUGGGCACAGUGCUUCACCACCCUUGCACAUGCAAAGGAGUCCACAAUGAUCAUCUUCAGAUGUGCAACAUGAUUCUUGAAGUAUUUCAUAACAGACUGCACUUCAUAAAAUUAGAGGAAAGCAGCAAUUGUACUUCGAAAUCACCCGAAAUCAAUGAGUCUGAGCAAGUUCAUAUGUGGUCAUAUGGUUUCCUUGUGAAUCUUUUUUCAGCUCUGUUUCUUGCUGGAGUAGUCAUAUUUUCCUCUCUGGUUUUUGUCAGUAAGAUUUGGUUGAAAAGGAGGAAUAAAAAGGAACUUAAUCAUCCAAAAAAAGCAAACCAUUGUGUUUUAUAAUGUUAUAUAUAUAUCCAUGGUGUUUUGUUUCUGUAUAUCUUGAUAUAUAAUAUGGCUCAGUUUAUCAAACAGCUGUUAUUCACUCCUAUGUUUUGUACUUUUGUGAUGAUUAAUGGAACAAAGUUUGGAUGUUCUAUGCAUAUAAAAUGUCUGAUUUGAUGUAGCAUUUAAGUUGUAUUGGAAUAAGAAAAGCCUUUAUAUUAUUUGAAGCUAUCUACAUCACUUUGUAGUUUUUGGCUGGGGGAUGUGUAGAGCAGUGGUUUUCAAACUCUACCCUAAGGAUGCACUGUCUUGUGUGUUUUACAUUUGUCUCUGCUCCUGCACACCUGCAUCAAAUGAUUGCAUUCCCUUCUCAGCAGCCACCAGGGGCUGCAUAGGCCUGCUAAUCACCCACUGAUUUAAGUCAGGUGUAUGGAGGCAGGGAAACACAUAAAACAAAAAGGACAGCUGAGACAAUGUUUAAAAACCAGUGGUGUAGAGUGCUGCAUCUUUCACCAGAAUCCUUUCAACUUUAAGUAGACUGU
Molecule: messenger RNA, 1797 nt
Organism: Cyprinodon tularosa
Lineage: Eukaryota; Metazoa; Chordata; Actinopteri; Cyprinodontiformes; Cyprinodontidae
Gene: gfral
Product: GDNF family receptor alpha like
Exons: 9
Coding region: 89-1273 (394 amino acids)
Biological process (GO): nervous system development
Cellular component (GO): signaling receptor complex; external side of plasma membrane
Molecular function (GO): signaling receptor activity
Source: RefSeq, a predicted model, not a curated record